Penicillium canescens is the source of this 2115-nucleotide messenger RNA. RefSeq lists its product as uncharacterized. Gene Ontology annotation, molecular function: zinc ion binding; DNA-binding transcription factor activity, RNA polymerase II-specific; RNA polymerase II cis-regulatory region sequence-specific DNA binding. The record is from RefSeq and is a predicted model, not a curated record. Gene Ontology annotation, cellular component: nucleus. Bases 1 to 2115 code for a protein of 704 amino acids. The transcript is spliced from 8 exons. Gene Ontology annotation, biological process: DNA-templated transcription; positive regulation of transcription from RNA polymerase II promoter by galactose. NCBI's taxonomy places the organism in Eukaryota, Fungi, Ascomycota, Eurotiomycetes, Eurotiales, Aspergillaceae.
AUGCCCAAGUCUAAGCCUGCAGCGUCCGGGUCUCACGAUCUUCGAGCGUGCACCGAAUGCCGGAAACGCAAAAGCAAAUGCUCUGGAAUAUCACCUUGCUCUUACUGUACUCGAGCAAAUAAGCGCUGUAUUUUCGGGCCACCCCCAUCCCGGACUCCACUAACGAGAAAGAACCUGGACGCUAUUGAACUUCGAUGUGCAGGGUUAGUAUCUUUGAUACAGCGGCUGGACCCUGAUGUUGACAUAGAGUCUCUGCUGGAAACAAUACUACGGAACCCUGAUCAGGAUUUUCAAGUAUCUGCUGAAAGUUCUCGAAGUCUGAAUCCUGGCCUGGAAAACAGUACUUUAUCCGAUCAAACUGAGUGGAAUGAGAGCUCAUUAAUUUCUCCAUCACAGACGCAAGAUGUUCCGCUGGAUGGAAUGGCAACGUUGCCAAGUAGAAGGGCUGAAUCUGGCUACCUUGGAAAUAGCUCGGGCUCUAACAUCUUGAGGACUAUCUCAGAUCUUCUGCCCGUGAAGAGCCUCAGGUCGCGAGCGAGCCAACAGGGGCAGUCCUCACCUGCAGACACCAAUCAUACUGGUAGCCCGACAAUGCCUAUAAAUCUCGCGGAUACUACCACAAUGAAUGGUCUGAUUGACGCAUAUUUUAUGUGGUACAAUCCAUCUUACCCUAUUAUACACGAGAAAACCUUUAGAGAGGAAUACCAAAAUCGGCACCAUAUUCAUCCUCGGUCAAGCUGGCAUUCGAUAUUCUUUCUUGUGUUGGCGAUUGGUCACUGGACAUUGACUGAGGAUUCUGAGGCCGAGCAGUCAAGAUAUUAUACUGCUGCACGUUCACGCAUGUCAAUGCGGAUGCUGGAGUCCGGAAAUCUCCUUACUGUUCAAGCAUUCUUAUUAAUGGGCAACUACCUACAAAAGAGGGAUAGGCCAAACACAGGAUAUAACUUCAUCGGUAUCGCAUAUCGAAUGGCACUCGGUCUGGGACUUCACCGAGAACCGCCUGGGGGAAUGACAAGCUCCGAGCCCUUUUCCAAUCAACGCCGACGAGUUAUAUGGUGGAUUGCUUAUUCCUUUGAUAGUGGCUUCAGCUUCACUACGGGAAGGCCUAUCAUGGUAUCUGAUUCUUUCAUUGAGACUAAGCUUCCACGAAACGUAGACGACUCGACGUGCACGUUGGAGGCGGCUAUUCCUGAUGCAACUGAAUACCCUACUUCCUACUCUGCGAUUAUUGCCCAAUCUCGCAUGGCAUCAAUUGGGAAUGUUGUUUUCAGUGAGAUAAUUUCCUCCUCGAACCAAAGCCUCUUGGACCUGAGGAUUUCGCGCUCUAUCGACAACCAACUUAAAGCCUGGAAACUCUCACUCCCCUCUUACUUCGCGGUACAAAGUGUUCCAGAAUGGUUCCGUGGCCCACGAGCGAUUGUCCUAUGGAAAGAAGAAAACAUUCGAUUGCUGCUAUGGUGGGGUACUAAGCGAAUGUGCACAUCACCGUCUGAUCACGAAGAGGCACAGAACAUGUGCAACUUCACGGCAGUUGAGACGAUUCAAGAUAUCUCAAACUUUUGUCGUGACAACUCGGAGAUACUGCACACUGGCAUUAGCUGGUAUGCUACAUACUACCUCUUCCAAGCGGCUGUUGUUCUGAGCAUCCACCACCUUCGUCCUAUCGGAUCUAUUAAUAGAGGCUUAGGGGAGGUAAGUCAAGAGCUUUGGUUCUCUUCCAUUACAAGAUCUCGUGACUGUUUGGCUUCCUUGAGCCGAACCAAUACGGCUGCAACGCGGUGUCUCGAGGUUCUUGAAAGAAUAAGCGACCAACCUCAGCAUGCCCAACACCACUCAUCUUUGGCCUCAGAAUCGCAGGCGAAUCGUCAACCAGAAAUUGUACAGCACGAAACUGUCCCCGGCGAUGUAGAGGUUCCUUCCACGAUGCUAGCUGUUGACCCUACACUUCAAAUGCUUUUCGAGGAUACUUUGUGGGAUAAAGACCUUUUUCAAGGCCUCGAUGGUUUUCCCAGCACAGGCGAGGGGGAAGCAUUUGAUUAUGUUCCAUCCAAUGCUGACCAGGGGUGUCUCAGAUCUUCAGACCCAGGCGGCCAGGAUUUAAAUUACACACAGUGA